Messenger RNA from Oryzias melastigma (Indian medaka), 1982 nucleotides. Its product is annotated as major histocompatibility complex class I-related gene protein. Lineage: Eukaryota; Metazoa; Chordata; Actinopteri; Beloniformes; Adrianichthyidae. The coding region runs from base 256 to 1305 and encodes 349 amino acids. Gene Ontology annotation, cellular component: external side of plasma membrane. The record is from RefSeq and is a predicted model, not a curated record. Gene Ontology annotation, biological process: immune response. The transcript is spliced from 8 exons.
GCCUGAAGACUUGGCUAUUUGAACAGCUAAAAGCUCCUGAUCGAGGCUGAAUUCUGUCUGGGACUUUCUAAUUUUUCCUGCUGUUUCCUCCCUCUGAACAUUCUUUAAAGAUGUUUUUACAUUUUUAAGUUCCUGCCAUCAUACCUGGUUCCCGCAUUUUGGGUCCCACUCUAUCACUUCCUGACAUCAACAGUUCUUUCAGUUCAAGAACAAGAUCAGCUGACACCUGUCUGUGUGUAAUUUCAUCAAAACAAGAUGAAGAAAUUAUUGAUUCUGUUCUUCCUCUGUCACACAGUUUCUGCAGUGAAACACUCCCUGAAGUUCUACCUUACUGGCACUUCUGGAACAGCAAACUUUCCAGAGUUUGUUGGUACAGCAACAAUAGAUGACAUUGAGAUUGGUUACUGUGACAGCAUGAAGAGAAGAGCUGAACCUAAACAGGAUUGGAUAAGAAAUCUGACAGAAAAAAAUCCCCAACAGCUUAAGUGGUAUUCCCAGAAGUGUCUUGGAUAUCAGCAGCUCUUUAAGUCUUACACGGAGGUUUUUAAGAAACAUUUAAACCAAACUGAAGGUUUUCACAUUCUCCAAAGAAUAAGUGGCUGUGAGUGGAAUGAUGAAAGUAAUGAAGUCGAAGGGUUCCUUCGUUAUGGAUAUGAUGGAGAAGACUUCAUCUCUUUGGACCUGCAGAGCAUUACAUGGAUCACUCCUAAAACACAAGCUGCUGAGAUAAAAAAAUUGUGGGAUGCAGAGAAAGCGAGAUUAGUGCACAUGAAAAAUUAUUAUGUGUCAAAGUGUCCUAAAUCCCUACAGGAAUACUUGCACUACAGGAUGAGUUUUCUGCAGAGAACAGAGCGUACUUCAGUGUCUCUUCUCCAGAAGACUCCCUCAUCUCCAGUCAGCUGUCAUGCCACUGGAUUUUAUCCUGACAGAGCAAAGCUAUUUUGGAUGAAAGAUGGACAGGAGAUUCAUGAGGGAGUGGAGAAGGGAGAGAUCCUCUCCAACAAUGAUGGAACCUUCCAGAUGAGCUCUGAGCUGGAUGUUUCAUUAGUCAAACAUGAGGACUGGAGUAGGUAUGACUGUGUGUUCCAGCUCUAUGGAGUAAAGGAAGACAUCAUCACCACACUGGACAAAGCAAAGAUCCAGACAAACUGGGUUUCCUCCUCAGAGUUUCCAAUUGGUCCUGUUAUUGGAGGAACUGCUGGAGUGGUUCUGCUUCUGGUGAUCAGUGAAGUGUUCUGCUUUUGUAGAAAAAGAAAUGACUUCCAGGCUGUUUAUGGUGACCAAGAAAAAGAAGAAAAAAUGUGAAAGGAAAUGUUCCAAAGCACCUCAAGAAGGAUUUUGUUUAUCUGAUAAACGGUGUAUUUUUACAAAAAAGACAGAAACACUGCAGAUGAUUAAACUAGUACAAAUGGAACUAUAUAGUGAAACCGUAUUUGAAGUGAAGUUUUCUGGAAAUCAGUCCUGAUUCCUGCCGACAGUGAGCGCCUGAGAUGGAUCCUGGAUCGACUCUGGAACCAGUCCAGGAUGGAUCUGACAUAAACAUGAUGAAUGAAUCUGAGAGAGGUGCAUAACCUUAAUCUUGUGUUAGGGUUGGCACUAACCUGUUUCAGUUUUUAAUUGCAUAAAACAAUAAUUUAAAAUAAAUGUAUUCUAUCAAGGCUUCUUUGAAUUUGUCAGGAAUCUUGAUUUCAACAAAAUUAUUUGUUAACCCUAUAACACCAAACGUAUCAUAUUUGAUACAUGAGUUUGUCAGCCCUCCACAAGAGUAGUGUGACAUUUUUUUACCUGAAAAGCCAGAUGUAUACAAUCAGACACAUGCAGUGCACAGAUAAUCCACCAGAGGGCAGACAUUAAUUCAUUGGAGGGCUCUCCAGUGGCACUACAAGGCUGCCAUGUUUCAAGAGUUGGACAGAUGCGGUUUUUGAAGAAGAUAAAUUUGAAAAGCUUAUAGUAAGAAAAACAUUCAAAUUUGUACUAAAACA